CCCAACACCACAUCCAGUUCUCCGAAAACCCUAAUAAUUUCUCUCUCUCUUCUUCCCUUUUCAAAGCAAGAGAGUCCCCCAAGUCCUCCUCCAAUUCUCUUAAAACGCCAUGAUAAGACAGAGAAACCCAAGAACUCAAAUUUCAAGCCCACGCCUUACAAAGAAAGCAAAACAAGAAGAGGAAGAAGACAUGAUUGCCAACUUACCAGACGAUGUUCUUAGCCAUAUUCUCUCAUUGUUACCAACCAAACAUGCCGUGGCCACUACCGUGCUCUCCAAGAAAUGGACCAACCUAUGGACUUCUGCUUCCUUCUUCAAGCUCGACCUUGACGACAGACUAUUACUGCGCCCCAAAAGCCUCACAUCGAUGCCUAAUCACGCGUCCUUAUUUGCCAACUUCGUGAACCACGUCCUUGGCCUCAUCAAUUUGCCAUGCGUACAAAAAAUCACCUUCUUUUGCUCCGACUCUUACGAUUCGAAUCUCAUAAAUUCUUGGUUGCUUGUUGCAUGCACAUCCAACGUUGUUGAGGUCGACAUCAGAAUUCCUUACACUCAAAAUCCUAUCGAAUUGCCUCAAAUCUUGUAUGCUAGUAGGUCGCUUCGGGUACUAAAACUAAAUGCGAAUAUAAGGCUGGAUUUUCCUCCAGAUUGCGUGUGUUUUCCGAGCCUAAAGGUUCUUUGGAUAACAGUUUAUAACCAAGAUGGUAUUACGUUUACGCAAAAGCUUUUCCAUAUCUGCUUUGUGCUUGAAGAUUUGUUCAUGGAGAGUGACAUAUUGAACAAGGAAAGGGAAGUGGUUUUCACGGUAAAAUCGAAUACACUUAAGAGGUUGAAGAUUGAAUGCUUGGUGCAUAGUUUCGAUAUCGAGUAUAGCUUUGUGGUAGAUUGCCCAAACCUUGAGCACCUUGAUCUCUGCGAUGACUUCUUGGCCAAGUAUAAAAUCGCUACGGAUUUGAAGGUACUUGAUGAUGCAAAGAUUUGUAUUGGACUCCCUUCUGCAGAUUAUGGUGCCUUUGAACUUUAUUUCGAGGUAAAGCACUCUAACCGUGCUUUUGAGCUUCUUGAAGCACUCUCAAAUGUCAAGUCCUUAUUAUUGUCUGGAUGUACUACAGUGGCUGUCAGCUAUUCCUAUGAGACUGUGGAACACACUGAUUCUGAUGAAAAUGAAGAUGGAAUUGCACUACGGAUCCGCUUGAGAAAUUUCAUGCUCAAAUUUCCUUUCCUUAGGCGUUUGGAGCUGGGUUUCCGCACCAGUGAGAGCUGGAACAUAAUGACCUUAUUGCUACAUAGCUCGCCUAAUCAGCAGCAUCUUAUCUUGAGAAAGGAACUAAAUGGAUACUCUGUUGGUUAUAAAAGAUUUUCUUAUGGAAUGCCCAAAGGAUCGGUGCCGGAAUGUUUGUUGUGUCACCUUAAAGAAAUGGAGAUUUGGGGAUUUGAGGGGGUGAAAUAUGACUUGCCAAUGGUAGAGUUCUUUUUGGGGAAUGCAGAAAUCUUGCAAAAGAUGAAAAUUUAUGUCCACGAAUUAUCAUCAGAUGAAGAGAUUAUGCUCAGCGAGCAUGUGUUGGAAAUUCCAAAAGUUUCAGAAGCAUGUCAAGUGGAGAUAAAAUAUGAAUAUUAAAAGAAAAUUAGGGGUUGGGCGUCUUGUGAUCAAAAUUGGGUUUCCAAAGAAUCACUCCUAACUUACCCAAGAGCAAGCCUUUGCUUUGGAAAGUGCUCCAAUGCACCGGAGGUGAGCCAUGCUGAUACAAAAGGAUGCUAAAGUCUAUGCUAAGUUUGCCGCCAACUUUGGCUACAACAUUCAAAAGUUGGCAAAAAAAUGAAAAGGCAGUUCAAACCGAGCAAAUCAAAACCAACGCAAGAGAUUUAGUUUGAUUUUUACCCACAAAAAGUGUAAUUUGUGACCCAAUUGAACCAAACCGCUAUUUUAUUGUACGGUGGUCGAUUUGGUGACAGCUGCCGAAAUCGAACAAAACCAGCCAUACCAUCUUCUUUUUUUAUUUUUCUAUGACACAUUUCUUAGAAGUGUAUGCUUAA
Messenger RNA from Prunus dulcis (almond), 2034 nucleotides. Its product is annotated as putative F-box/FBD/LRR-repeat protein At5g56810. The transcript is spliced from 3 exons. Lineage: Eukaryota; Viridiplantae; Streptophyta; Magnoliopsida; Rosales; Rosaceae. Gene Ontology annotation, molecular function: protein binding. Bases 110 to 1618 code for a protein of 502 amino acids. The record is from RefSeq and is a predicted model, not a curated record.